AUGAUUUGCAAUUUUAAAGAUUGUGAGGUGGCAAUAAUUCUUAUGAAGUUUAAGUUUGAAAAACAAGAAAAUUUUAGAAAUUGCAAAAAAAGCAAUCAUAUUAAAACUAAAAAACAAGUAGAUUUAUUGAAUUGUGUAUUUAGUUUGGAUCCUUAUCCUAGGAGAAAUAUAAGGGUGCUUUUAGGAGAUCUUUUUAAUUAUAAAAGUCAAAGACCGAUACAGAUCUGGUUUCAAAACAAACGACAGACUUUUAAUGUGUGUAAAGAAAAUCUAAAUAGAACUGAAUUAGAUGAACUUUGUUUUUUAAAUUUGUUGGAAAAAUAUUUAGACAGUUUAUAA
Molecule: messenger RNA, 339 nt
Organism: Vairimorpha ceranae
Lineage: Eukaryota; Fungi; Microsporidia; Nosematidae
Exons: 1
Coding region: 1-339 (112 amino acids)
Molecular function (GO): DNA binding
Source: RefSeq, a predicted model, not a curated record